This is a messenger RNA of Batrachochytrium dendrobatidis JAM81, 342 nucleotides long. RefSeq lists its product as uncharacterized. The transcript has a single exon. Bases 1 to 342 code for a protein of 113 amino acids. The record is from RefSeq and is a predicted model, not a curated record. NCBI's taxonomy places the organism in Eukaryota, Fungi, Chytridiomycota, Chytridiomycetes, Rhizophydiales.
AUGAAAUUUACAAUCUUUACCAUUGCCGCCACUUGCAUUGCUGCCGUGUCUGCUGCUUCAAGUACUCCUGAAAGUGGUGUUUCCACCAAUCUCGGGAAACGUGGUUUAAAGUCAUUUUUAAAACGCCAAAAAUCUGUCAAGCAUAAACAGUGCGAUCCCAAAAAGUGUGUCCAAAAUUAUGACGAGUCUUAUUGCUAUAGUACUGAAGCCCAAACCGAUCUAGUUCCAUGCCGUGCUGGUGAUCAAGGUGUCUGCAAAGAACGUGCUUUUUUAGCGUGUCUUCUUGGUGCUUGUACCUGCCUUGUUGCAACUGCAAUUAUUUCAGAAGGGCUAGACAAUUAA